CUUCCCUCGUUCAGAUUGGAAGGCCAGCAUGCUCUCAUCCAAAUCCUGUCCUAUCCUCUCAUGCCAUUAUCCUCUUCCCUCCCUCCACCACCCCCAGAAGCUAUUCCACAGAACCCACUCCAUCCUCAAGCCUAAAACCCUCAACCCUGGAACCGGUCUCAGACUAAGCCAUCCGUUCUCCUCCGUUGGGAGCAGGGGUCUACUCCAAGUCUGUCGAGAUUCCACCGAAAGGAAGAAUUUUGGAGGCUCAUUUCUGGACGAGAAAGGACCCACCGUCGAAAGGAGUGGAGAUGGUGGUGGGAGUGGGAACGAUUGGACUACUUCGGUCCUGCUCUUUGGUUUGUGGGCCGGGCUCAUGUAUUACGUUUUCCAGCUCGCGCCGAACCAGACUCCGGCUAGCGAUGUGUAUUAUCUGCAAAAACUGCUGAAUCUUAAAGGCGAUGAUGGCUUCCAAAUGAACGAAGUACUUGUGGCUCUAUGGUACUUCAUGGGACUGUGGCCUUUCAUUUAUAGUAUGCUGUUAGUUCCUACUGGUAGAAGUUCAAGAAGCAAGAUACCUGUCUGGCCAUUCCUAGUGCUUUCAUUCUUUGGCGGUGCAUAUGCCCUUAUUCCAUACUUCGUUUUCUGGAAGCCACCUCCACCAGCCCUUGGAGAAGAUGAAAUCAGGAGAUGGCCUUUAAAUUUUCUUGAUUCAAAGAUAGCUGCUGGGAUUUUACUUGUUGCAGGUUUGGGCCUAACAAUGUAUGCUGGUUUAGCUAAUGGUGAUGUGUGGAAGGAAUUCUUCCGAUACUUCAGAGAAAGCAAGUUUAUCCAUAUUACAUGCAUUGAUUUUACACUACUCUCAGCUUUCGCACCUUUUUGGGUCUACAAUGAUAUGACUGCAAGGAGAUGGAUCAAUCAAGGCUCUUGGCUUUUGCCGGUGGCAUGUAUUCCAAUUUUGGGGCCAUCCUUGUAUCUUCUCCUGCGGCCACCUCUUUCAGCACUCCCUAUGAGCACCCCCUCAGUCAUAAGUGAGAAAGAGUGAUUUGGAUCCAAUUUCCAGCAUUCGUUUUCUGCAUAGGAAAAAACGUGCUGCCCGUAGAGCAACAGAGUGCACCAGGUAUGCCUAUAAUUGAAGGCUAACAAACUUGUCAUCGUACCAUCUCAUCUCAACUUUUUCUGCUUCAAAAGCUGAUUUGAAGCAAGCCCAACAAAAAUAAGUAUUAUUGAUGUAAAUAUAUUGACGAAACCAGAACAUUUUUCAUCAGUUGUUUUAUGCACAAACAAAGAUCAAGUAAUGGCUUCUUGCGACAUUACUUUUGAACCAUUUUUCUGUUUAUUAAGCACAAUAUAAAAUAUAUCUUACAGCUGCA
Messenger RNA from Phoenix dactylifera (date palm), 1352 nucleotides. RefSeq lists its product as uncharacterized. Lineage: Eukaryota; Viridiplantae; Streptophyta; Magnoliopsida; Arecales; Arecaceae. The record is from RefSeq and is a predicted model, not a curated record.